Poecilia latipinna (sailfin molly) is the source of this 2394-nucleotide messenger RNA. Its product is annotated as tissue-type plasminogen activator-like. The record is from RefSeq and is a predicted model, not a curated record. Gene Ontology annotation, molecular function: serine-type endopeptidase activity. The annotation marks the transcript as partial. The transcript has 10 exons. NCBI's taxonomy places the organism in Eukaryota, Metazoa, Chordata, Actinopteri, Cyprinodontiformes, Poeciliidae. Gene Ontology annotation, biological process: smooth muscle cell migration; plasminogen activation.
UUAGUGACUGUAUUUCUUUGUCCAUCAGACACCAAUGAGAAAUGUGCUGUGGGUCAGGGCGAAGGAUACCGCGGGACCUGGAGCAUCAGUCAGACCGGAGCUGCGUGCAUCAACUGGAACUCAACUUCUCUCAGAGGAAGAAGGUUCACAGCUCAAAAAUUAGACGCCAACAGCCUUGGGUUGGGCAAUCACAACUUCUGCAGGAAUCCUGACCACGAUAGCUCACCAUGGUGUUACGUCUAUAAAGGCACACAGAUAGCCUGGGAGUUCUGCUCUGUGCCCAAAUGUCCUGAAGAUAAGAACAGAGAGUGCGUGGUUGGCUCAGGUCAGACUUAUAGAGGCACGGCUUCUGUCACUAAGAGCGGCUCCAUGUGUCUGCCGUGGGACUCUCCUGCUAUCAGACGUAAGGUGAACAAUGCCUGGAGAUCGAACGCCUUGGACCUGGGGCUCAGCAACCACAAUUUCUGCAGGAACCCAGAUAAUGAUGCGGCUCCUUGGUGUCACACCUACAAAAACAUGCAGCUGACCUGGGAGCUUUGUGACAUACCCAAAUGCUUGACACAUCCAUCCGUCAUCACCACUCCUGGCAUUCGUUCUCCCACCACCAAUAACAACAACGGAGCAACCUGCGGCCAGCGCCUGGACAACACCUUGAAUCGCCCAGCUUUCCGCAUGGUCGGAGGCAGAUACAGCGACAUCACGGAGCAGCCGUGGCAGGCCAUCAUCAACGUUUACCAGGCCCGCCACAGGAGACACUUCUACCGCUGUGGAGGAAUCCUCAUCGACUCCUGCUGGGUUCUGUCUGCAGCACAUUGCUUCGAAAUCAAUGAAAAAGCUGACAAGCUGGAAGUUAUUUUGGGAAGAACUUUCCGGAAGCAGAACUCCAGCAGUGAGCAGAUUUUCAAAGUUGAGAAGUACUGGAUCCAUGAGAAGUUUAACAAUGAAACAUUUGACAACGACAUUGCUAUUUUGAAGCUUCAGACGGACAUCGGCUUAUGUGCUGUGAACUCUCCAGAGGUUCAUCCAGUUUGUCUGCCUGAACGCGGGCUGGUGCUGCUCGACUGGACUGAGUGCGAGAUCUCAGGCUACGGAAAAAACUCAGAAUUUUCUGAUGAGUACUCGGAGCGUGUUAAACGUGGACACGUGCGGCUGUGGCCCAAAGAGCGCUGCGUUCCAGAGAUCCUGUCUGGACGGACCAUCACCUCCAACAUGCUGUGUGCAGGCGACACCCGAGGGCUCGACGACGCCUGCAAGGGAGACUCUGGUGGCCCUCUGGUGUGUCGAACCAAGGACCGGAUGACUCUGAUGGGCGUGAUCAGCUGGGGCGACGGGUGCGGACAAAAGGAGAAGCCCGGGGUCUACACGCGCGUCACCCAUUACGUCGACUGGAUCAACAGCAAAGUUAAAGCAAACCCGGUCUAAAGUUGGAGAAACUGCAAACAAAUGUCUCGUUAAACCACUCAUAAACUCAGUGGACGAGCGGUUUGUCUCGAUGAUAGAUGGAGAAAUCCACGGCGCUCUGUUUUGACAACGGAUGGAGGUUUGAAGUCUGCAGGACGGAAACACGCCGGAGGGUUUUGUGGAGUUUAACGUAGCUCCAUAUCCUCAAUGUUUCUAGUCUUCUCUGUUACGAUCGGACUGUUUAAAAAGUGUUUAGUCCUCUCUCUGGGGGGCCGUUGUUUAUUAAUCCUGACGUUUUCUGUUGUUUCCUGAUGACAAAGUUUCUUCCCUGCCUACUCAGUGAAUCUAAGAACAAUAAGAAGGAAAUUUAUAAGCUUCUCUUUACUUUAUUGUAGCUUUACUGGAAUAAAUUAGGAACUGCUGACAGAUCUGAAACACUUUUAUUAGUUACUCAUAGCUUCUCUCAAAGAGGAUUUAUUGACGGCAUUUAUAGGACAACUUAAAAUAUUGUUUGCCCUUGAGGUCCCAGACCUGCAACCAAACCCCAUGAAUUAUCUGCUGGUUCAGAUUCUGCAUAUUUGUGCAGAUUUUUUCUGAUUUUAGUUUCUUUGCGGCAGAUGACAACACAGAGGCAAAAAGCAGGAGAUCCUCGAUCCCAUCAUCAGAGCGGAAAUCGUUCCCAGUCUCUUUUUUUUUUUUUUAUAACACAAGACAGCUGGGUUGAUCCCAGCAAGCAUAUUUUAUGAUUAUUAGUUUUAUAUGAAUAUUUUGUACCAUAAACUGCAUACUGAUUUACAAAGCUGAACUGUUCAAACUUAUUUUGUUCUGCGAUUGUGAUGCGCUAAAUUAAUAUUUAUGUACAGUUUUUGAAUACAUUUUUAUGUUUAUAUACAUCCUUUGAGUAUCACAUGUUAAAAGUAAUUUAUUGUUCUUGUCAUUAUAAACAUGUAUGUCAACACAUUUCUGUUUUAAUAAAAUAUUUUGAGAAAAAAA